Molecule: messenger RNA, 3106 nt
Organism: Solanum dulcamara
Lineage: Eukaryota; Viridiplantae; Streptophyta; Magnoliopsida; Solanales; Solanaceae
Product: pentatricopeptide repeat-containing protein At2g15820, chloroplastic
Exons: 3
Coding region: 49-2493 (814 amino acids)
Biological process (GO): mRNA cis splicing, via spliceosome; Group II intron splicing; photosystem I assembly
Molecular function (GO): protein binding; endonuclease activity
Source: RefSeq, a predicted model, not a curated record
GCUCUGUGUUUUGUUUAGACAAUCUCCCAAUUCCCACUCUCCUCUUUCAUGUUCAUUUCUCUGUUAUAUGAUACUUCCCUUAUCCAAUCCUCCAUGCCCACGGCCCUCCACCCUCCCUCCUCCCCACUCCGCCACCACCACGGAGUCCGCCGGCAUCAUCGCCACCUCUUACCUUCAUCGCCCUUUUUCCUUCCCGUAAAACCCCUUUCAUUAUCUCCUUCCAUAUCACUCUACAACCCCUUUUCUUCAUCUUCCACUUCACCCCAACAACUUCUGCUCGAUUCCCAAGAAAACCAUGUCGAAGACGAUAAAUAUGACUCCAUUUCUACUUCUGGGGUAGCUGAAAGUUUCAAUUUUGACGAAUCUUUCGACUCUACAGAGUUGAAGAAGUUUGAAACCCCAGCUGUUGAGGUUAGUGAAUUAGAGGACAUUCCUGAUCAAUGGCGUAGGGCUAGAUUAGCUUGGCUUUGUAAAGAGCUUCCUGCACAUAAGACACCUACUAUGGUUAGGAUUCUUAAUGCACAGAGGAAGUGGUUUAGGCAAGAAGAUGGGAUUUAUAUUGCUGUUCAUUGUAUGCGAAUUCGCGAAAAUGAAGCUGCGUUUAGGGUUUACAAAUGGAUGAUGCAACAACAUUGGUUUCGAUUUGAUUUCGCUCUAGCUACGAAGCUAGCAGAUUACUUGGGAAAGGAACGAAAGCACUUGAAGUGCCGGGAGAUUUUUGAUGACAUAAUUAAUCAGGGUCGAGUGCCUUGUGAAUCUACUUUCCAUAUUCUCAUUAUUGCCUAUCUUAGUGCACCUGGACCAUUAGUGUUAGAUGAAGCCUGUAGCAUCUACAAUCGCAUGGUGCACUUGGGAGGUUAUAAGCCUCGGCUUAACUUACACAAUUCUCUGUUUAAAGCACUUUUGGGAAAGACACGGGGCUCUAGUAAACACUUUCUGAAACAGGCUGAAUUUAUAUAUCAGAACUUGACUUCCUCCAGAUUGGAAAUACACAGUGAUAUUUUUGGUGGUCUUAUAUGGCUUCACAGUUAUCAAGAUGUGGUGGAUAUGGAAAGAAUAGUUGCACUAAGAGCAGAGAUGCGGUCAAGAGGAAUUAAAGAGAGCAAAGAGGUACUUAUGUCAGUUUUAAGAGCUUGCUCAAAGGAUGGGAAUGUGGAGGAAGCCGAAAGAACUUGGUCAAAACUCCUCUCCAUCGAUGGCAAUCCUCCUUCUCAAGCUUUUGUCUAUCGUAUGGAAGUCUAUGCAAAGAUUGGAGAACCUACAAAAUCUUUGGAAGUAUUUAGGAGGAUGCAGGAACAACUGGGUUCCACCUCCGUUGCAGCAUACCAUAAAAUAAUAAAGGUGUUGUCUAAAUCUCAAAAAUUUGACCUUGCAGAUUCUAUCAUGUCCGAAUUCAUAAACAGUGGUAUGAAACAGCUGAUCCCAUCAUUCAUUGAUUUGAUGGGGAUGUACUCCGUAGCAGGUUUACAUGAGAAACUGGAAUCUACCUUUCUCCGGUGCCGUGAAGUCUGCCAUCCGAAUCUGACAGUAUUUAACAUUUAUAUGGAUUCAUUGGUGGAUACUGGCAAUCUGAACCUGGCUGAAGAAAUCUUCAAUGAAAUGCGUCGUAAUGUGGCUAUUGGUGUUAAUUCUCGUUCUUGCAACAGUAUUUUGAGAGGCUAUAUGACCUCUGGAGAGUAUGUGAAGGCAGAAAAGAUAUACAAUUGGAUGUGCCAAAAGAAAUACGACAUUGAGAUUGAAUCUUCGUUGAUGGAAAGACUUGAUUAUGUUCUCAGCUUGCGAGAGAAAGUAGUUGAAGAACCUAUUAGGCUGAAGCUCAAACCAGAACAACGAGAGGUUUUGACGGGGUUGCUUCUUGGAGGUGUGCAAAUUAAAUCAGAUGGACAGAGGAGAUUGCAUGCAAUCCAUUUUGAGUUUAAUGAAGAGUCGAGGAUCCAUUCCAUUUUUAAGAGACACAUACAUGAUGAAUUUCACGAGUGGUUAGGCUCUCAUGAUAUGAUGGUGGAUAGCACUGCUGACAUUCCUAGUUCUUUUACUACCAUUUCACAUUCUUGUUUUACUUUCUAUGCUGAUCAGUUCUGGCCAAAUGGACGUCCUUGUAUACCAAAACUUAUACAUAGAUGGUUGUCACCUCGUGUUCUUGCUUAUUGGUAUAUGUAUGGUGGUUACCGGACAUCAUCUGGUGAUAUUCUAUUGAGAGUAAAGGGAAGUUCAGAGGGUGUUGUGAGUAUUCUUAAAGCACUGAAAGCCAAAUCAUUAGACUGCCGAGUAAAAAAGAGGGGGAGGGCCUUUUGGAUAGGUUUUCUAGGGGACAAUGCCACAUUCUUCUGGAAGGUGGUGGAGCCCUUUAUUCUUAAUGAAUUAAAGGAACUCCUUAAAGCAGGUGGCGACUCAGAUGGAUCCCUAGAAAUCCAAUGUAUCAAUUUUGACAGUGGGUUGGAGUCUAACGAGAAGAAUUCAGUAUAUAGCGAAGCUGACACCUUGUCUGAUUAAUGUAUUGGACUCAGAUGUAUUGGCCUGUUAUUGCUGCAAAAGUUUGUAGCUAAUAAGGUGGUGGAGCAUCUUCUUCUUAUAGACAGCAGGACAGUGGUUCAUUCACAGCUCCUGUUACAAGAUGCUACUCACAGGUACUAAUCAGCUUACUUUUGGCCCAUGGAAGAGGAUAUGGAAAAGUAAGGCAUCGAUAAAAGUCACGUGUUUUGUGUGGUUUGGUCAUCAAAGAAGCAUGUUUGACUUGAGACAAUCUACAAAGAAGACGGAUACAGCUAGUCUGCUACAUGUGCUGAAUAGAGGCUGACCAUAUUUUCCUACAUUGCUCUAUAUCUACACAGAUUUAGCAGAUGUUCCUUUAUUUGUUGGGAUUGAAGUGGGCUAUGCCAAGAACAGCUUUAUGCAGCUUGGUCUAGUUAUGGCUCGUAAUGGUCAACAAUAUUCCUGUCAUACGCGAUAUUCCUAUUAUUGUUAGAAGCUUUACAUAGCAAGAUAAGGUUGCUCUGCUCUGCUUUCUAGAUAAGGCUUGUUCCAUACUUUACUUAUGAGCUCAUGUAAUGUUCACUGCUUGCUUACAACUUACAAUUGUAGAUAUUAAAAAGCCCAAAUAGUCCCA